GAGGCUAAACGAUUGGUCCGCCGUUUCUCUGCGCAAAAGCGAUCGUUUAUUGUGUCGCGAGAAAACUAUCUGUUCAGGUUUACGUCAGUUUUCCUGUUACAUCUUUCCGAUGUGAUGAACUAAGAGUAAUUUUCAUGAAAUAAUAGUGAAAUCAAGCAAACUGUUUUAGUGUCAAAGUUGACUAACUGUACAGUCACAUUCGGACAGAGUGCUGUGAAGUUUUGGGUGGGCUACUUUUUCCAAUUGAUUACAGUUUGCAUUUUAUUUGAAAUAAAUCCUGACAAAGAAAUUUUUGGUUUGCUACUGUAUCAAAUAUUUCUAUACAGAACUGUAUUGAAGGUUUUUGUGUUGUUGUGUGAAAGUGUACAGGCAGAAGUACCAUUAUGCGAUCGAUAAUUCACCGACGAUUUUGGAAUACGCUCCAAUGAUCCGAUCACAGUACUUGUGGCUCCAUGAAACGUUCCUAUUUGUCAGUGAAAUGUUUCAAAAGUGCUUAUAGUGUCUUCCAAAGCCCAUGUACAGCGGAACAGUGAUACAAACGAAGUAUAUACUUUCCAAUGUGUAUACGAGCAAUGCCAGAAACAUGGUUACUGUUUUGUACAAAUAUGUUUUCGCGUCUUCCGUUCGUGCACGGUUGGAUCAAAGCUACUAGUACAUUGCAUUUAGUGUAAAAAAUAAAAUUUUAUGUAGAAGCAUACGUGAAAAAAUGUGCAUUUUAAUAUCGACAGCGGCCAUUUUGAAUUUAUGAGUACUGCGAACUACGCCGAUUAUCAAACUCACUUUAUAUCUCCAAAAUUGGACUUUCUUCAACAUUUACCUAAGAUUAUGAAGGCCUGCAAUACGAAUUUCAAAUGUCAGCAAAAGAUAUUUACAGUUCGUCAUUUUUAAGAUAAAAUCUUGUUGAGUGCUACAUAAAACAUUCCAAUUCAGUUUCGUUAUAUGUUUUUAUGUAAAAUUUGUGACUAUAUUCUCAAUAUAAACUGUAUUAUUUGAAUUCAUCUCCAGAAAAAAAUAAUUGAAACAAAUCACUUGUUCUAAUUAAAAAGGGAUAUGAUAAAAUUAUAUAGCUUUACUGUUUCUUUAUUCAUAAUAAAACAUUAAACAAGUUCGUGUUAGUAGAAUACAGACAGUAAGACAGGAUAAUAGCUAAAAUUGCUAUUUUCAUGAUUUUCAAUUUUCUUUCCAAUGAAGGUUUUGUAUUGACACAAUACAUUCAUUACAAUCUACAAAACAGCUAUGUAAUAUGUAUAAUUUCAAUUUGAUGAAAAAUAGAACGUGCUUUAUCGGCAGCUGUGUUCGAAGCUGACAAGUCAAUCUGAAAUAACCUCAACAACGAAAGAUUACUGAUAUCAAGACAUGGAAAUGAACCGUAUAUUUGAAUCUGACGUACAAUAAUGAAAACUUAUAAUCGAAUCCAAUAUACAUUACACCAAUUGGAAGAAAAGGAUUAUCAAAAUACAAUAGUUAAUCUGAUUGAACGACAGUCACGACACUAGAUGGUGGACGGUGCCAUUUUUGUCACCUUCGCAUCGCGCAUGGUACGCGGGUAAAGACAAGAAGAUUUUCAAUUGAACCUUUGCAAUUACCAUAAAAUAAUUAGUAUUAUUUAAGUGCAUGAUUCUUCAAGUUAAAUCAAAUAUAAUGAGUUUGUGAUCGGUUAAUCCGAUCAAUUUUAACCUGACGUGACAUUAGUACAGUGAAAAAUGCAUUCAUCUAUUCGAACGUGAUGAUUGUAGUAGUGAUUUAAUAAAAGGAGGAACAAGAUCGAAAGAACUUUACAUGAUAUGAUAUGCAAAAAGUCAUUUUCCGUGUGUAAUCGGAUCGGGUCGUUAGACCUUGAAAAUACCAAAGAGCAGCGAUGAAAAAGCUAUGAGUACAGCAGACACAGCGCUGUCAAUUUCGAUCAAGAUGGCCUCAGGGCCGGAACAUCGUCAGGAACCGGUAGCACCUGAUAAAAUUGUUGAAAACAGUCGUGGAGAAAUCUCUAAUGAAAGAGAUAUUGAAAAUUCUGUGGUAGGUGUUGAGACUAUUAGUAACCAGAGUUUAAGUGCAGAAAGUGCUUCAACAAAUAUUGAUACAAGUUCAGAUCCAACAAGUCAAAGUACGCCAACUUCUGCUACCUCCGAUAAUAAGCAGGAAGAACCAGCUACUUUAUCUACAUUAAAUGAAGGCGAAUUACGUGCACUAUUAGAUGAAGCCAUAACUUAUAAGUGUCCCAAAGAUCGUGAAGGAAAAUCAAGUCUUUUUAAAGAGUUACUGCAAGAAGCAGAAGCUGAUGAGACUGAGGAAGGUCGUAGGAUAAUAACAAAUUCACGAUGUUUGCCAGGAUCAAAUCGUAGGAGGCAUAAACGAGAUUCUGUAUCUGAAAGGCUUACACACGGAGGAUCAUUACAAAAUUUGGCACAACCUAUUGCUUCGGAAUUUGAUAGUUUUGCUUAUUUAACAUCUGGUUCUAGCCAUACUUACGGAGGAAGUAGAAGAAAAAAUAAAAAAUAUACAGGCUCCAGUGUAUCUGCUAGGCAAAGAGAAGGAGGUUCAUUACCUUCAAAUGUAAAUGCAUCACACAGUUUGGCUUCAUUGGCUAAUCUAGACUUAUUAUUUGAUAAAAAGAAGGGCUUCUGUGAAGAGAAAACAGUAUAUGAUUGGACCAAUAAGGAAAAAUCCAAAUCUUUAGACAAACCAUCAUAUACAAGUACAAAAAAAGAAGAAAAAGAUAAAAAAGAUACAAAGAAAGAUUUGUGCGAAUCCGAGCUUGACGUGCGUGAAAAGAGAGGUAACAAAGGAAAACAGGGGACAAAUGAAAUGCUUGAAUCAGAUAAUCCACCACCAGAGUAUAAGUCAGAUUACAUGGUGAUCGACUUAGGUGAUGCUGAGGUGGGUACUAUUAGCGAAAGAAAUGUGGGAUCUACAAUAAGUGGGGUUCAGAGACCUCACUCUCUGGAUACUGAAAUUGAUGAUGGAAUUGAAAUGAAAAUCAUUGAACCACGUAGACCUCAAUAUAUAUCACGUACUACUUUUGAUAUAGCUCAGACUCCCGUGGAUACUACUAUAGAUUUCUCUCUCCGUGAGCAUAGCGGAAAACAAGAUAAAUCAAAAAUAUCUGUUAAUGGUACAGAGGUAACUGGAGCUCUUUCGUUUCAAACUUUUAAUACUGUGAAAUGUGGUAUUGGUGGAACCUCGAAUAGUUCUACCGCUAGUCAGGGUAAAGUUCCAAGUUUAGUUCCAAGUUUAUGUUCCGUGAUGUCUGCAUCUUUGCAAACACAGAAUAUUACAAUGGAAGGUUCCAGGUAUACAGCUCAUACCACGGCAUCUGGAGAGAAAAAAUCAUUGGAUGAAAAUGGAAAUGCAGUGCAAAAUUACAAUGGGGAGCGUAAAAAGCCUAGAAGAAAUCACACACGGGAACUUAACGUUAUUGUAUACAAUGCUGAAAACGUUGAAGGCCAUCGAAAUGACGAAGACAUUGAUACCCUAAUAAACUUUAUUGAGAACAAAGAGUCUAAAAGUAAAAAAAGCAAACCAGGUAAUCCAGUAAGAGUAAAAACUAGCUCUGGAGCGAAGCCAAGGAGUAGAGAAAAAGAUACUAAAAGAGAACAGUUGCCUGCCAAGUUACAGAAAUCCAAUUCACUUGAAGAAAUAUCCAAGACAAAACUUGAAGAUCUUACAACAGAAAAAAGUGUCAGUUCUAGUGGUGCCAGUAGCCUGUCAAGUCAACAAGGUACGAUUAACGUCACUUUACGUCGUGCGAAACAAAGAAGCACAGGAGACACUGCUAUCGAUAGUCGCGGUGAUAGACGAUCCUGGGGAACCGAAGAAGGUCAGUCUAUAUAUUGCAAUGAUACCGGAGAUGAUUAUGGUAGUCGUCGAAAUUCCAAUAAAAAAAUCAAUCCAGAGUCCGAACACGAAACAGAAUUUUUGGUUGUCACAAAAAAGAAGAAGAGUAAAAAGCAAAGGAGAAGUUCCAGUGGUAGUAGAGCACAAAAUUUAACGACAACCGGAUCGUAUCUCCAAAACUCCAGGGGAUUUUCUAAUGAAUACCGAACGCCUCUUUCUCCUGAACUUAGAAGAAAAUCGGCAAGUAGUAUGCCGCCAAGUGACAAAUCUGACAGUAGCGAUUCAGACUCUGUCCACUCAUUGCCAGUCACAUCAAAUACGUCCAAACAUAAUUUAUCGAAAGUAGCUACCUCAUCAGGCGGUACGCCACAGGCAAGUUACGCAGACAUAGCUCGUAUGGCAACUAUUAAUAUGACUCAUAGUUCGGUAUUAAAUAUAUCUUCGAUUGUCCCGAGUAUGUUAAACACAUCUUCAUGGCCCACUGUGCCACCAAAAACACCCUCGGAACCAGACAAAAUUCCUCAGGACUAUUAUCCAAGCUUAGAUGAGUUGCAACAUUCUGAUAGAAAAACGAAGCAACAUAAUUUCACUCAUACAAAUCAUAUUUUGAACCUUAGUUUCGAUAAACCACCGUCACCGACUUUAUCGUCGAAAAUAAAGAGUUCAACAGAAAGAAAGAAGGCGGAAGCUCAAGAAGAAGCUAUUAGCAAAAAUAUUCAAGUUAUCAAAUACGUGCAAGAUAUCGAAAAAAUGCAAAAUUUAACGCAACAAGAACAGAAGCAGAGAAUUUCUAUUAAUCAUGGCAUGAACUCGAGUGAGAUUUCAGUAUCUAAUUCGCUACAGCAAAAACUUAACAAUGCAGUUACAAAUUGUAAUUUAGAUUCCGAUAAUGUUAAUUCGAAUUGUAACGUUGUUAAUAACAAAGAUCCAAUUAUGAAUACGAAAUGUAAUAAUCCUCGAUCACGUAGAGGAUAUUCUCAAAACAUUCAGAAUGUACAAAAUCAAGCACACGAUGAUCAGCAUUUAAAAAAAACUACAUAUGUACACCACGAUGACAAUUUAAAGAAGUUACACACAGAAAAUUCUAAUACACAUACUGAGAAUAAGAGUAGUUCGGGGACAGGUUCUUUCGAUGAAGGUGAAACUGUAAAAGUAAAAGCAAACACACAAACUAAUCCAAAGUCACAUCAAGAAGGACAAUUUACAGAUUCAGAUGUUACGAAAUUACCUAAAAGUGAGAAAAUGUCAAAAGUUGCUAGAGAACAGAAUACUAAUGUUAAACACGAGACCGUUAAAUCUGGAAAUCCGCAUUCCAUGAAUUUAAAACAAGAUCAACAAGAGGACACAGAGUAUAAGAAAAACAAACAGCAGAAUGCUGCUUGGGAUAGAGAUCAAGCUCUGAAAACGGAGUCGCAAACGUCUAAUAAACAAAGAGCGUCGAGACCUGCGGUUAUAUUGCUGGAUGAAACAUCUUCCGAUAUUACUAAAAACACUGACCUGCCAACGGAACUAAGAUUUGGUUUCGAAAUAAAUGAACAGCUCUUACUGUCUGAAGAUUCUACGAUCGACGACACUUCAACUGCCAGUUCAGUUUUUCCAUCUGUAGUUCCGUCACUUAUAAACAAGCCACCUUCUAAUUUCGAUAGAUACCCUCCACCAAUAUUCGAAAGGCAUAUGAAAUGUGAUAAAUUUACGCCUAAUUUCAUACAACCAAAUACUCAUAUGACACAACAACCUAUGCACCCAGUGAUAAUGCAACGGUUACCAUGCAUUGGUUAUCCCCCAAGAUUUCCUCCACCUACGUGUCUACCACCACCUCCUACACCCCCUCCAGGCAUAAUGGAAAAAUAUCAUCAACCCAAGGAAGAUUUUUCUAUGCUUUACGUAGCUCCUGAAGAAGACGUUAAUGUACAGACAUACAAUCACGAUAAAAUAGUUUCAUUCGUUGGUCUCGCAUGGGAUGCUGUUAUGAGGGAAAUGCCACUAACUGCAAGUGGUCGUAUUCAGUUUUACAGUGGACAAUGAAAUGGGCACUAAAAAUGUGGAUUUAAUAAUACAAUAAUGUUUUUAUAUUGCAAGAUUGCAUCUGUUGCAUUAUUGCCUACUAAAAAAAGUAUAAACAGCUGGGAGAGUCUGUUUACCGAUGUGAAAACUGAACAUGUAUGUGAAUGCAAGAAACAUGGUCGAACAUUUAUCAAAAUGUUAUUAAAACUUUUGAUAUCGAUCAAAGAGUGAAACAAGUUGUGCUAAUUAAAGUCAAAUCGUCAGUGAUAAUUCUGUAAAGCCCAUCGGUGCAAAAUGUGCCUCGAAAAAUAAUGUACAUAAUAGUCAAUCAUCACGAAAAGGCAAUGCUUAGAAAUUGUAUGUUCUACCGUUGUACAUAGUAUUGAAGUUACAAAUGCCUUCAAGAAGGUAACAUCAAAGUUUCAGUAUUGACAUCUCGAAUCUGAAAAAUCUCUAAUAUCACACGAAAUAACAUUUUGCUGUUUCCGAAACAUAAAACUAAAAUUUUCUUGUAAAAAAAUGGUGAGAAUCAUACAUGUGCAGAAUGCUUCAUAAAAAACAUUGGAAAGUGUGUUUCAAGCUGGAAACAUAGACGUAUGAUUUCGAAAAGAAAAACACAGAUAACUAUUUAAGAAAGUUGAAAAUAACUAAAACAAGAUUGCCGUGAUGCAGAUUCAUGAAAAACUGCAUGUGCUGUGACAGUGGUUUAUGCUGAUGCCUUUAAAAUAACAGAUACACUUUAGAGACCAUUGUAAUAAAGUCUAUGAAUAGUUAAAAGGAGCCUGUUAUGUUAACUAUGCCAAAUUGAGGUCAUCUGUCGAAAAAUAUUGCUACGCUACUAACAAUCAUGAAGAAUCUGUAAGCUGAGAUGAUCUUUAAUAAUGAUACCUUGAAAAUAGGGGUUGUUGAAUCAGUCAGUGAAUCUUCAUCGAAUCUUUAGGAUGGUUGAAACGGAAAUAAUGGUUGCUAGAUUAAAACGAAACUUUAUUUGAGACAGCUUAAAAGAAACAUGAAGAAAGCUAUAAAGUUGUGUGAAGUGUAACAAAAAAAAAAAUGGUGUGUGUAAGUGUGACAUUGAACACGUGUAAAAUAUUAAAAAAUAGUUCGAUUAACUCGUAACUGUAUGGAGUGGUUACUUCUUCCAGCUGCAACAGAUAAUAAUUUAAGAAAUUUAAAGAAAAAAAAGUGAAAGAAUCAUAAACUGAUUUUUGCAAAAAUUGUUGCGCUCAAGAUCAUAAACUGAAUGAAGGCAGUGAGAAAGAGUGCGAAUGUGUCAAAAACGCUAAAUUUUUACACAGACUCGCUUAUUUAAUGAAUAAUUAAUUAUUAAUUAUUGGUAAUGAUAAUUAUAAUAAAAUACUUGCUUGUGAUCAUAAAGUAUGACAGUGUGAAUGCAUAUAGUACAUGUAGAUACUUUUCUACUAGCUGAUGUUCAAUUUGGUUUUGAACUUCUGUUUAAAAUUCUUAGAAUCUUUAAUGGAAUUGUGUUAUUCCCUGAAUUGAGUAACUAAUACACUUUGCAGUUGGUAUUCAUCUAUGAUAAAAAAAAUAAAAGUAAAUUUUAAAGAUACAAGUUAAUCAAAAGAGUGAAUUUAACAUAAUUUUUUUUAAAGUGAUUCUAUUUGUUAACAUAGGAUGUCUACCUCCAAUAAAUAUUUUAUUUUUUCAAUAGGCAAACGAAAGCAAUGAGACAAUGAUAAAUUUAAAUUGUAAUUUUCGAUUAGAACAUCUUCAGCAAAAGGAAUGCAUGAGAAACUACAUGGAAGUUUGUCAUUAUCAAAGGUAAUAACACACAAAUUACCACUGACAAGCUUCAUAUAAAAGAAUAAAAGUGUGUUUGUCUAUUUAGAUUAUUAUUAUAUUAUUAUUAUUAUAUUACUAUUAUUAUUAUUAAUGAGAAGUUAAUCGUUAUUAACAAAUUAAAAUUGGCGAUUUUUGUUAUGGCUUUUUUUCAACGAUAUCGAAAUUACGAAUGAAGGAAGAAAUAAACUAACUUUGUUGAUACGUUACUUUUUCUCCAGUAAUAAACCAACAGUACAGCUGGGGGUACAGCUUUCAGAUGAGUAAUAAAUUAGGAUAUGUAAUGUAUAAAGGAAGAAAUAUCAAUGCAUAUUCACUAAUAUGCCUCGAAGAAAACGUCAUUCCGUAAUUCCGUCACUCUUGAACGAAAUCUUUUGGUGUAAAAUUUCAAUUAUAUGACACUGUGAACGUGCUCACUGUCUAUCUUUGUAUUAAACGUUUUCAACUCAUGAAA
Messenger RNA from Megalopta genalis, 8089 nucleotides. It is a transcript of the gene tyf, whose product is annotated as twenty-four. The record is from RefSeq and is a predicted model, not a curated record. Lineage: Eukaryota; Metazoa; Arthropoda; Insecta; Hymenoptera; Halictidae.